AUGCUCAAUCAGCACACCCUUGAAGCCAGCCCGGGCUCUCCUCGCCAACUCGGAUCGUCUAGGCCGCUGCGCCAACCGCUUGUCCGCAUCAUCCUCGUCGCAUAUCCGCCCAAACUCGGUCAAGAGCGCCCGGCUGUCCAUUCCGUCAAUCUCCCACCGCCUCCCCAUGUAGCCCCGGACCUUCCACUGCUUACCGGCAUCGGCGGCUCGUCUGCGUCUGCUCGAAGCCUUGGCCUUGACGACGUCGACGCCAGUGUCUUGGUCCGUCUGGUCAUCUCUCACCACCCUGCGCCGCCGGAUCGGCCGGGUUUGUCUCUCGGACCGCCGGGCGCGCCGUCCCUCGCAUUUCAACGCCGACCAGCACAAGGUACAGAGGUCACCGCGGGCCGGGACACGUAG
Pestalotiopsis fici W106-1 is the source of this 399-nucleotide messenger RNA. RefSeq lists its product as uncharacterized. NCBI's taxonomy places the organism in Eukaryota, Fungi, Ascomycota, Sordariomycetes, Amphisphaeriales, Sporocadaceae. The record is from RefSeq and is a predicted model, not a curated record. The transcript has a single exon. Bases 1 to 399 code for a protein of 132 amino acids.